Carya illinoinensis is the source of this 1384-nucleotide messenger RNA. RefSeq names its product replication protein A 70 kDa DNA-binding subunit B-like. Lineage: Eukaryota; Viridiplantae; Streptophyta; Magnoliopsida; Fagales; Juglandaceae. The coding region runs from base 119 to 1150 and encodes 343 amino acids. The record is from RefSeq and is a predicted model, not a curated record. The transcript is spliced from 8 exons.
UGUCUUCUUACAGGGAAAUCGCGUGCAGGCAGUGAUCUUUGGGAAAGAUAUCGAUCUACGUAAUGAUACACUGUAUAUCUACCAAUCAUACUAUAUCGCAAAUGCUUUGGUAAGAACAAUGGAUCCAAGGCAUCAAAGAGGACCAUAUCAGUUUCAAUGGACAAUAAACUCCAAGACCAUUGUUGAAGAGAUCGAAGAAGACGAGCCAGCACUUAGACCGCCAGAAUAUAACCUUGUUCCUUUGAAUGAACUUGGCGUACACAUAGACACAGAUGCUGAAAUAGAUAUUUUGGCACUUGCAAUUCAUAUGAACCCGCCAAAUGAAGUGAAUACGAACCAUGGAAAAUCGUUGAUCCAAGAAAUAUACUUGAUUGAUCCAGGUUUAAAACUCCUGCGUUUAACAAUGUGGAAUCGCUUUGUUCAUGACGAAUGCCGCGAAAUUUCUGACCUUAUUCUAGCAAAGCCAAUUAUUUUAGGAACACGGAUCAAAGUUUCUUCUUAUAAUGGCCUAUCACUGUCAUCAAGACCGACGAGUGUCUUUAUUGUUGAACCCCUUCUUUCAUCUUCUGUUGCAUUACGUACAUGGGCAGCACAAAAUGAUAAAUUGCUGGAAGAAAUCAUUGGAAAUAGUUUUGGAUCAGCUUCAAGUAGUUCUACCGAUCCAAUCAUAAAAGUAUCUGAAAUCGCAGAAAAACUGAUAUCUGCUCCAGCAAUGGCGAGGUCCACAUAUUUGGUUAGAGGCAAAUUUAGAAUGGUUGAUUUUCACCAGUCAUUCCACUACGUAUCAUGCGAGAAUUGUAACAAGGCAACUGGCUAUGACCUCGGUGAAAACUUCAUAUGUUAUAGUUGCAAGAAUGCAGCAAUUGCACGGGCAAGGUGUCGAGUUUAUUUAGAUGUGUAUGAUGAUACCACAUCGACACCCGUUGUUAUUUUUGGAUCUUUGGCAGAGGAAAUUUUGGGAUGCACAGCUGUUGAUCUUAUAGACCGUACAGACGAGGAACAUCUGCCUUAUAUUGAAAACAUUGCAAACAACAUUGAAAAUAAUGAGUGGAUCAUAGUCUUGGGCGCGCAGAUGAAUGAAUCUGGGAGGUUACGCCAAAACAAACUUACUGUAUUAUCUGUUAAUAACGUCCCAGGAACAGCAGAAUGAGUUUCCAGACUUCUCUUCUGAAACUUUUGACUAUUGUAAUAUAUAAGUACAGGGUACUCAUGUAUAGUUGUAGUUAUGUUUAUUAGAGUGCUGUAUUAUAGCAAUGAAUAUUUUGCAAACAAUAUAUAUAAUGUUUAUUAUGAAGAGGAAGAAAAUUGUUAAAAUAUAGAUAAAAUUCUGUCUAUUUAUAGCUAAAUUGAAAAAUUUUUAAAUUGUUACACUUAAGAAAAAUAU